AUGCUAGAAGAACCAAGCAUUAUAGUGAUGGACAACGCCAGUUACCAUUCUACCGAACUAAAUAAAGCGCCAACGACCAACUCAAAAAAAGAAAUUAUUCAAAAUUGGUUGAAUGAAAAAAAAAUCCCGUUCUUACCACUGGAAACUAAGAUGGAGCUACUCGAAAAAGUUAAAAUCAAUAAAAAAAAAGAACGUGCUUACGAAUUAGACGAAGAGGCAUACAAAGCGGGUCAUGAAGUGGUACGUCUUCCCCCAUAUCAUUGUGAGGUAGCCACUAAAAACAAAACUUUUAAAAUAGCAGAUGUUGAAAAAUUAACACAUGAAGCUAUUGAAAAUGUUACUGUGGAGAACUGGAAGAAAUGUGCCGAGCAUGCAGAGAGAAUACAAAAAGAAGACGCUGAAAAGAAAUUGGUGAGAGAAAUUCGUCUGGAACCAGUCAUUUUGACGAUCAACCCUGAAGACGAUGAUUCCUCAUUUUCAGAUUCUGAUUAUGACGAAGACAGUUAUGAUGAUAAUAUGUUAUAA
Messenger RNA from Aphis gossypii (cotton aphid), 525 nucleotides. RefSeq lists its product as uncharacterized. The transcript is spliced from 2 exons. The coding region runs from base 1 to 525 and encodes 174 amino acids. The record is from RefSeq and is a predicted model, not a curated record. Gene Ontology annotation, molecular function: nucleic acid binding. Lineage: Eukaryota; Metazoa; Arthropoda; Insecta; Hemiptera; Aphididae.